AAACAAGAACGAAUACGUGUCGAACUUGACGUCUGCAUCAAAGACUAGGUUGUGUUGCUGAAAUGGUCAACAUUGACUUAAUUUUUGUUUCAUUGAAUAUUGGCUACGAUUUACGCAGGCAAAGUUUGAAGUGAGAAGCGAGACUACAUAAAUGCAGCCAUGUGGGGGCGCAUGUCCAAUUUGAUGCAGAAUGUCCAGGGCCAGGCCCAUGGAGACACGCCCACAGGAGAUGAUGGAGCAAGAAAUCCGCAGGAUACCAGUAUGUCAUCACCUGGUGAUGCCAGCUUCGUCUCGGCUGGUGACACAAGCUUCGCCAGCACCUCUGACGCUCAGGAUCAGCUUGAAGAACAGAACCGCCUUGUCUCACAACUCAAAGACAUGAUCAGACAGAAGGAUAAAGAGCUGGUCGAGUCAAGUGCAAAGCUGUCUAAAUUCAAACUCCAGGCCAAGGCCAAGAUCACGACUCUGACUACUCAAUUGGAAGCUGCCAAGAAAGGACGUAGUGGAACGGAAGAAAAGGGUGAAGCCGCAGGUGGAGACGAUGCAUCCAGCCGCGGGAAGCUCCUCCUCCUGAAGAAGAAGCUUGAUGAGAAGGAAGGCGCCCUCAAAAACAGCGUUGAGAAGAGGGCUAAGCUGGAGGAGGUGGUAAACUCUAAGCAGGAGCUAUUGAAUGAGAGAGAUGGUAGGAUAGCGCAGUGCGAAGGAAGGAUUGAUGAGUUGGAGGAACAGGAGAGGAAAAGAAUAGCUGAACUUCAGGAGAAAGACAAAACCAUUGAGAAGCGGGACGCCAUGUUGGAAGCUCUCAGAAGUGGGGGUGCUGCUGUCGUCAUGGAUACGGGUCCUACGACGCAACUCCAAAACAAGAUAACAGACUUGGAGAGAAUGUUACGCGAGGAACAAGACAGGUCCCAAGAAGUCCUGGAACAGCUUGUCCGCAAGGACCAACUGAUCAUGGAACAGAGUGAUCGGGUCCUGGUCCUGGAGCGCCAGACCCAUGGUGCUCAGAUGAUGACCCAGGACCAGGGAGAGGUCAUCGAGGGUAGAGAUAGGGCCAUUAAGGUCUUACAGGAGGAUUGCAACCAGAAAGACAAGGUGAUCGAGGAUCUGAACAAGGUCAUGGAAAACAUGAGGUCCAAAAUGGAGUCAACAGACGAGAGAAUCACGCAGCUAGCAGACGACCUAGAAUCCAAGGACGCCCUCAGGAGGGAGGAAAGGGAGAGGUAUGAGAAGGAGAAGGCUUUGUUGGAGGAAAAGCUUCAGAUCUUUGAGAGCCCUGAGAAAGGAGAUGCAGAAGCUAAGCAACAGGAAUUUAUCAAGAAUCUUGAACGCCAUUGCCAGGAGACAGAAGAAAACCUGGAUGCCAAGACCAAGGUCAUCGAGAUGCUUCAGGAAGAGAUUGCUUCUAAGGAGAAGGCCGAUGCUGAUCUUCAGAAGAGCAUGGCCUCACUGGGAGAGAAGCUCGGUAUCACCAAAGAACAGAUGCGAGCGAUGCAAGAACAGUUUGUGGAAAAAGAAGAAGAAUGGAAAAAGGAGAAGGAGGAAAUGAAUACCAGAUUAAAGGAAGCAGAGGAACUGAAGAACAAGUUAGACUCUGAAAACACUGAGAAGAUGAAUGCCCUCACUGCUCUACAGACAGCUCUACAACAAUAUGAAACAGCUUAUAACCAAGCCAGCUCCCAGUACAGCACUCUCGCUCAAAACUAUGAACAAGUCCAAGCGGAGCUGAGAGAAGCCAAGUCUCAGCUCGAUACUGCAAAAAAUGAGAGCGAGGCUUCGAAGAAGGAAGGUGAAGAGAAGGAGAAGGAUGGGGCUCAACAGAACGAAAAGCUGAAGCAACGGGUUGGAGAACUGGAGAAGGACAUUGAGGAGAGGAUAGCAGAGUUAGGAAGGACUAAAGAUGAGGUGGAGGAGUUUACGGCGGAGAAGGUCGGCUUUGAAAGAACGAUCAAAGAAUUAGCGGAACAGGUUGAAGAAGGGAAAGUGAAGUUAGAUGCAGCGCAGCGAGAGUGUGAAGUUCUGAAGGAUCGAGGGGAGGAGAGCGAAAGGACAGGUGGACAGAGGAUAGUAGAACUCGAGCAAAGGAUAGAAGAAUUAGAAGGAGAAGUAGAAAAUGGAAAAUCAAAACUUAGCAAAUUGAAUGACGACAUUGCAAAGAAGGAUGGGGAGAUUGGAGGAGUCAUCGAAGGAAAAGCUGAUCUUGAGAGGAGGAUUGACGAACUUGAAGGAGAGUUGGAGAAAGGACGAACUGAAUUGGAUAGAGUGAAGGAAGAGAAGGAGAAGAAGGAAGAGGAGAUAGCGGAUUUUAAGGCCAAAGCAGAGGAGAAGUUCAACAAGCUGAAGAACCAAGCAAAGAACAAAGUGAAAGCCAUGGAAGAAGAACUGCAGGGAUUAAAGAAGGUUGAUUCCCUGGUCGAAGAGGUCAAUGAUCUGAAGAAUAAGGUUGCUGAGCUAGAGGAUGAGAAAGGAAAUCUACAACUUAGACUUGUCGACUUCGAAGAGACCAAUGCCCUGAUAGAAAAUCUUGAGAAGGUUGUGAGUCAGAAGGAGGAGAAGUUAAAGAUGGUUGAAGAGGAGAAAGGAGAGGUUCUGAAGAUGAUGCAAGAAACGGGAGAGGAGAAGAUGAAAUUAGAAGGAAGGAUAGAAGAACUGACUUCACAGGUGGAACAGAACCAAGUCAACCACAACCAGGCAGAACAGGACAAGAUCAACGACCUCAGCUCCGCGGUCGACGACGUCCGCGCCAAGCUGGUCGAGGCGGAGGAGCGAUGCGACCAGGAAGUGAAAUCCAGGGUCAGUGUCGAGUCUCGUCUGGUGGAGCUUACUGACUUUAGAAAAUCAUCACAAUCAUACAUGGCUGAGCAGGACGAGAAGAUAAAAUCUCUAGAGGCCUCCUUGGAAGAGACUAAUCAAAGAUUGGCAGAGACGGAACAAGCGAGGGCAGGCUUAGCAGAGGAGAAGGUUUCCACAGAGCUGAAGAUGGUUCAAUUAGAGGAAGAAAAAGAUAGUUUGGAGCAGAAGACUGUCACCCUCUCAGAUCAGAUAACGGUGAUGAAGAGGAAGAUGGAGACUGAGUUCCAAUCUCUGGUCGAGAUGGAGAGAGAGAAGGAAGGGAUGACGGCAACCCUUGAGCAGAAGGAAGAGAAAAUUGCUUCAUUGACCUCUGACCUCCAAGCAGCCUCUGAGUCAAAGGUCACCCUUGAGAACGCAAUAUCAGAUCUGAAGGAGAGUCUGUCCGAGCUGACAGAAGGAAAGCUGAAGGCUGAGGCUAACCUUGAGAUGCUUCAGAUGGAUCUUGACCAAGCCAUGUCACAGAUGGAGAACCAAUCCUCCAUCUCAGCAGCAGAGAAAGCAGACUUAGAGUCAACCAUCCAGGAUAAGAAUAGAGAGCUUUCUAACCUUGAGGAGAAGAGUCGAGAGAAGGAUGAAGAGAUCACCAAAUUGGGUGGAGAAUUAGCGGACAGGAGCAGGAUCGUUGAACAGCUCGAAGGGGAGGUGUCGGAGAAGGGUUAUAAGAUUGAAUCGCUUGAAGCAACUGUUGGACAGAAGGAUCGGGAGUUGGAUAUGAUGAAGGAGGGGCAGAGCAAAGAAGGAAGGAAGAACGAAUCCAAGAUGUCAUCCUUGCUCCAGCAGAUUGCAGAGCUUGAGACAGAGCUGAUGAGCACCCAGAGGAGUGUUGAUGAGAAGGGGAAAUUGGUGGAGAACUUGCAGGAGGAGCUUGAGAAAAUUAGAGGUGAGAUGCAGAAGAACUCUCAGGAAGCCAGUGAGAACCUAGAGAAGGCCUCCAAGCAGUUGGAGGAUAAGGAGAAACAUGCCGGGUCCCUGCAAGAGCAGCUCCUGGAUUCUUUGAAGCUUGUACAGGACAAGGAGAACUCGUACCAGGAGCUCCUCAAGAGGGAGAAGGAGGAGUCUUCGGAGAUGCAGAUCAAGCUGAAUCAAGAAGUUUCUCAUCUCAAGGAUAACCUUGACACAUCUCAGAAAGAGGUUGAUGACUUCAAGAUUAGGUUAGCAGACACCUUGAAGGAAAAAGAGGAGAUAUUUGAAAGGAUGAAACUUGAUGUUGAAUCAUUGCAGAAGGCCUCGAGUAACAAGGAUGAGGAGAUUAAUCAAGCGAAGACAGAGUCAGACAGGGCAUUACAGGAUUUGACUAACAAACUUCAACUAUCUGCUGAUGAAAAUGGACAAUUGCAGGAGCGUGUCAAGAACUUAGAGGUAGAGUUGACAAAUCUAGGAGAACAGCUCUCUCAUCAGGAAGAGAUUGUUACUUCUCUAGAUGUUGACAAGAAACAGCUGGAGGAGGCUCUUGGAUUGAAAGACCAAAACCUUAUGAUGAUGAGAGAGAAGUUGGAUGAAACCUUGAGACAAAAUCAGGAGCAAGAACAGAUCAUCCAGGAAAGAGACACCACAGUGUCCUCAUUGAAGGAGCAGCUUCAGGAUGUGGAAGAGAAGUCUUUGAAAUGCGAGGAGAAUGUGAAACUGUUGGAAGAAAAGCUUGAAUCCUGUUUGAUUGAUCUGGAAAAUCUCCAAGAUGCUGUCACACAAAAAGAUAAGCUGAUUACAGAUCUACAGAAUGAGAUCGGGAGCAGCUCAGAAGAAAUGAAAACCCUCAAAGAUACCAACAUUGAUAUGGAUAGACAGUGCCAAAGACAAGUGCAAGAACUUAACGAUCUACAAACAAACAUUGAUGAUAAGAACAAUCAGUUGACAAUCCUUCAAGAUAGACUGAAGGAAGUGAAGGAGGAUGAUGAUACCAGACUUGCUUCUAUGCAAGCAAGAGAGGAUGACAUGGAGAAAGAAGUAUUCAGUUUGAAAGAAGAUUUGAACAAGCUCCUUGAGAAGAGCCGAGAGGAUGCAAAUGAAAAGGAAAGCAUCAUUAUUGAAAAGGACAAUAGGAUUGUGGAGAUGGAGGCAAAGAUUGAAGAGUUAAGGACAGAAGAGAAGAACCUGAAAGAAGGAACUGAAAACCUCACAGAGCAACUGUUGAAAACUACAGAAGCAAGGGAUCAGAUGGAGAUAUCUCUAGAGGCUGCCUCUAAAGAGAAAGAACAAGUCCAAGAAGAGCUUACUCUUGCCAAAGAUCAAAUCAGUGGCCUCCACCAGGUGUUGGUGGACAAAGAGGAUGAAGUGGGUCAAAUAAGAAAGAACUUAGAUGAAAAAGAGAAGGAAAAUCAGGAAGAGGUUACAGUGAUGCAGGAAUCACUCCAAAGAGCACAAAAUGAGAAGUCUGGAUUUGAGAGCCAGCUUGAAAAUGAGAAAGCUUCAUUGCAGGAGUCACUGGACGCUCUCAGAAGUGAACUCCAAGAUGAGAAUGCUCUUGCCAAAGAGAUGGAGGAGAAGUUAUUAGAAAAGGAAGCUGCCCACAAGUUGUUAGCAGACAGAUUAGCAGAGAAGUCUGAAAUUGUGGAACAGCUGACUCAAAAGGUCAUUGACAAUGAGGAAGUGUCAACAGCAGAACUUCAAAUGCUACAAGAGAAGGUCAGGUGUGCGGAAGAAGAACAUCACACACUGGCUCACACAACAGAGCAGGAGAUUGGACAACUCAAAGAACAUGUUAAACAAUUAGAGUCUGAGAAGGAGCGGAUAGUAGAAGAGUUGGAACAAAGGAGAGCAGCUCUUGAAAGGAUUGGAGUACAGCAGGCAGAUAGGGAGCAACUUUUCAAUGAGGAACUCAGUGCUGUCCAGGCAGACCUAGCUCGUGGUCAGGAAGAAAGGAGAAUUGUAGAGGCAGAUUUUGAAGAGAAGACAACUGUCCUGGAGAGCAGGGUUGUAGAGAAGGAAGGAGAAAUAGCAACCCUGAUGGAUGACUUAGACCUUGUCAAGAAAAAGAUGGAAAGCCUGAGUCAGGAUGCUGAUGAGAGGGAAAGCAGUCUCCAACAGGAGUUGUCAUCCUUGAGGGAAUCUAUGUCAACCAGUAGUGGUGAAACGGCAGAACUUGUUAAACAGAUUACAGAGAGAGACCAGAGGAUCAAAGCCUUAGAGGAGGAGUCUUCCACUGAGAAGGAGCAACUGGAGAAGCGUAUCAUGAACCUGAAAGAGAAACUUAAGAAGGCGGUAGCUGAAGUCAAACAACUGAGAAACACUGUAAGUGAGCAAGCCACAAAGAUAGAAGAACAAUCUACAAAGAUUGAAGAACAAUGUGCCAAGAUUGAAGAUCAGUCUACAAAGAUUGAAGAACAAUCAAGAGAGAUAGGAGAGAAGUCUUCAAAGAUUGAGGAAGCAGAGGGAAGACUAUGUAAACAAGAGGUUGUGGAAGAACGGUUGCAGUCACUCACCCAGGCAACAGAUGAAUACAAGCAGAAGUUCGAUAAGAUGAGACGAGAACUUGAAGAACGCAACCUUGCUGUUCAGUCCCUGAAGGAGGUGAUGAUGUCUCGAGAGGAAGAUGUUAAUUCUCAAACCGAAAUGUUGGAUCAUAGUUUAGCAGAAGUCAACAAAAAGGUUGAUGCCUUGAAUGCAGAAAUCCAGCAGCGGGAUGAUGUCGUCCAGGAUCUCCAGUCAAGGCUUGCAGAGAAGGAAGCAACCUUUGAAGGCUUGGGUCAGAGUUUUACCGAGAAAGAUUCCUUAAUCCAGAUCCUCCAGGAGGAGAUCGCAUCUCAGAAGAGCAAAGCAGAAGAGGCGAUUCAGACGGCAUCCAGAGAUGAAGAAGAUGGAGGAUCGGGGAAGGAUACGGUUGCAAAGCUGAAGCAGGAGAUCGAGCAAGGGAAACAGAGAUAUGGUAAGCUCCUUGCCAAAGCCAAAGAUAUGAAGACAAAGUUUGAAGUCGCCAACCAAAGGAACCGAGAGUUAGAGGCAGAGGUUGCUAAUCAUCAGAGAGAGCAAGAGGAGAGGGAGGUUGUCACCCAGCAAAGAGAAGAGGAAGAGAGGUCAAGGAAAGCUGAGGAAGGAGAAUCCAAGCAGGAGCUACUAGAGGUCUUGAGAAAGAAUGAUGAACUUCAAGCACAAGUAUCAGACCUAGAGAGACUCGCCUCUGAGAGUGAACUAGUCUUGCAGGACAAAGCGACAGAGCUUCAGGGAGUAAAGGAAGAACUACGUUUUGUGAAAGAGACUUUAUCUCAGAAAGAAGGGAAAAUUAGUGAUGAACAGGAAUGGAAAACAAAUAUGAUGACUUCCAUGGAUGACAAAGAUGCUGAAAUAAGCCAACUUAAAUCUGAAAUACAGGACAAAUCUGCACAACUUGAUGAAGCCAUUCUUGAAUUGGACAAUCAAACAAAAACACUUAGUGAGAGGGAGGCAACAAGCCAAAGGCGUCUUACUGAACUCCAACAAGCUGUAUCAGAUAGAGACAGUGAAGUCCAAAGACUUGAAUCAAUUGCAUCAGAAAAAGAAAACCUGGUGCAGCAGUGUCAAGAAAAGGAAGAUGCCAUAUCAAGAUUGACACUCCAGUUAAAUGAACAGGCUGUACUAGUUGAAGAAAGGCAGAAGGAAGUGGACAAUUUGAAUGAAAAGAUGAAAUCAAGUAUGGAGAAUUCUGCAGCAGAGCUCCGUGGAACCAAGGAACGCUUGGAGCAGAUGGAAACUAAAGUUGCAAGACUCCUACAGGAGAGUGCAGCAUUGGUGGAGAGAGAAGGAUCCUUGAAAGAACGGAUUGGUGACAAGGAGACAAUGGGGAUCCACCUUGAUCAAGCGAAGCAAGAGGUGGCACAACUGAAGAUGGAGAACGACAAGAUCAAGAGAGAAAUGGAGGAGCUCAAGGAAGAGAGAAUCAACCUAAAAGAGAAAGAAGAGAAUCUCCAGGAGCAGGUGAAGGAGAUGGAGGCAUCCAUCGGUCAGACCAGAGAUCUGGAGGCAGCACUGCAAGGAGCCAAACAGGAGCUGGCCAGGGUGGAGCAAGAGAGGGAAGAAAGUAUGAAUGAAGUUUCCAAGCUAGCAGAAGCUCUAAAGAAAGAACAAAGUUUGAAGGGACGAGCUGAGCAGAGAAGCGACAAGCUGAAGGAACAACUCCAAAAGAUGAAGGAAGCCAGACGAAAGCUUUCCACAGACGUGGAAAACCUGAGGCAGGAGAAGGAAGAGACAUCGGCAAGCAUCGUGAAGCGGGAGAUGGAUCUGGAAACCCGUCUUGGCACCAUGCAGAAAGAGGUAGAAGUCUUGAGGUCAUCAUCUGAAGGUACCAGACAGGAACGGUCAUCACUGGAAGCGGAGGUUGUCAAUUUGAGGCAGCAAUGUGAGAGAUUAACAAAGGAGGGAGAUGAUUUAAGGAGAGAGAGUGACCUGUUGAGGAAAGUGGUCGAAGAGUCAGGAUCGCAUCUUGAUGCGGCGAGGAACGAGGGAGAGACACUUCGGAAGAAGGUUGACGGAUUGAAUGGUCAGCGGGUGAAGCUAUUGGAGGAGAAUCAGAAGAUGAAAGCUGAGAUGAAGAGAUUGGUUGAUGAAGAUGAAAUCAAUAAAGUGGAGUUGGAGGAGUUAAGGACAGGUUUGAAACUGGCUAAAGAGAAGGGAGACAAGCUGGGAAGUGAACUCAAAGAAUUGGUCAGAUCUAGAGGAAAAGAAGGUGAUGGUUUGAAGGAGAGGCUCAAGUCUGUUGAAUCCGAGUUGGAGACACAGCAGAAACUCUGGGAGGAGAAGUACGAGACCGACGUCACACGAUACGAAAACAAGGUUGCAGAACUGACAGAAGAGUUACGGAAGGUAAAUGAUGAUGUUAUAUGUGUGAAUGUCGAGAUCGGGAAGACUACAGCAGAGCGUAACUCUCUGCAGGUCAUGAACACUGAACUUGCCAAUACCCUCACGUCGGCCGCAGAUAAGCUCCAGGAUGCGGAUAGAGCCCUGAUGGAAGCAAAGAGCGAGGUUGGACACCUCGAAGACCAGCUCGAGGAUUUAAGAGGCUCCAGGGAGGGUGCAGAGCAGCUUCAGCAACAGAAGGCUCAGCUUGAGACGGAUCUUGCGCAACUCUCCCAGGAGAAUCUAGAUCUCCAGGAGGAGCUGGAGAACUGCCACAUGGAGAUUGACGAAGUCGGACAGGAGAUGAGGGAUCAACGUGAAGAGAAGAAGCUGAUGGAGAGGCGGAUUGCUGAUAUCGAGGCGUUCGGGAAGAACGAGGUCCAACGUCUCCAGGAAAAGCUGUCCUUGGAUGUGAGGGCAGUCCAGGAAGAGAAUGCAUCCGUUGUCGAGGAGAAGGAAGCUCUUCAGACACAGCUGGAGGAUGCUCUGAGUGACAAUAGCAUACUUAAAGAAGAUGGAGAAACAAUGAAGGAAGAGAAUGAGAGACUACAGGAAGUAUCAAAGGGUGUUGCUAAGCAACGAGAUGGGUUGAAGGAGGAGUUGGUUGUAUUGUCUUCCAGAAUACUUGGUUUAGAGCAGCAGCUGAUGGAACAAGGCACGGUGGAUGAGAGGUUGCAAAAGUUGCAAAGCUCAGAGCAGAAAAUGAGAGAAGAUCUCGCUCGUUCUGCUGAAGAAAGAGACCGAGCAUUGCAAGGGAUACAUCAGAGAGAGAUUAGGUGUGAAACAUUGACCCAGAGAAUUGCCGGUCUCGUUGAACAGAACAAGAGUUUAAAGGGACAUCUCAGAAAUAUGGAGCGUAACGUCAAAGACAUGGAACGACAAAUCACAAAUCUGGAUGAUGAGAAGGCUGCCCUCGUUAGUCAGGUUGAAGAAAGAGAAAUCAGCAUCAGUAGAACAAUGGUUGAAGAACCCCCGAUGGUCGUCGAGGAAGCCAUGGUCCAGCGUAGCGCCCCGGCCCAGGAACAGAUGGCCCUACCACCUGACCCCUUGACCUCAGGUCACGGGGUCAUGGAGGAAGAGGUCACAAUGCUCAAACAAAAGUUGGAGAAUAUGGAGCAGGAGAGAGCAAUGCUUGCCAAAGAGUGUGCACAAACAGAGGCAUCCCUACAGUAUGAGAGAGAGCAACGAGUCUUUGCUGAGGAUGCGUUGCGGAACACCCAGGACCGUCUAAGAGAGCAGAAGAGGACAGCGCAUCAUCAUCCCUCAUCGUCAUCCUCGUCGACGAGGAAGGAAUAUAGUCUAUAUAUUGAUUCUGAUGAUGAGGAGACCCAGCUGAUGGUCAAGGCUUAUAAAGCCGGGCAUCAUUUGACUCGUCAUGGUAACACAGUUGCUAACAAGUUGAGAAGGUGUUUCAAGGGUCAAGGGAGCUUCACCCGGGCAGUCCGCAGCGGGAUCCAACCAAGGUCUCUCAUGGCGGUAUACGCUGCAGCCAUUCAUAUCUUCCUAUUCUAUCUACUCGCAUUCCAUUGCUAACACAGGCACUUAAAACAAACUGCCUCUCUCCAUCCAGGAGAUGUGAAUGGAGAGGACAAUGUGUUCAAGGCAAUUAAACUGAACUGCCUUUCUUUACCCAGGAAUGUGAAUGGAGAAGACAGUGUGAUAAACGCAUUUUAAAAUCAUUGCCACUCUUCAUCCAGGAGUGUAAUUUAUGGUGAAGACAAUGUGAUGAAGGCACUUAAACUGAACUGCCUCUCUUCAUCCAGGAAUGCAAAGAGAGAGUACCGUUAUGAUCAAGGCAUUUUUAACUCGUUGCCGCUCUUCAUCCGGGAGUGCAUUUCAAGUGAAGAACAGUGAGCAUCACACCUGUUACAUCCUGGGAGAUUCCAUGGCUUACCCAGGCAUUUAAAAUUAACUGCCUCUCUUCACCCAGGAGUGUAAAGAGAGAAAAUGUAAAAUUCUUUGCUGCUCUUUAUAAAGUGCAGGGGAAUAGAGAUUUGUUGCAUUACUUAUUUUCUAAAACGGGUCAAUUAUGAAGCAAAGAAAAUUCUGAUAGGUGUUUGAUAAAGCUGUUCACAAAGUUAUGCAUGACUCUAUGUAGACUGUAACUUGAUCUUGGGUGCUAAGUCACCUACAUAGGGAUAUCAUCUAGCACAAGAAAUGGUCACCAGUCUUGACUGUAACAUGUUCUUAGGUGCUAAGUCAGCUACAUAGGGAUGUAUCAUCUAGCACAAGAAAUGGCCACCAGUCACGAUUGUAACAUGUUCUUAGGUGUUAAGUCAGCUACAUUGGGAUGUAUCAUCUAGCACAAGAAAUGGUCACCAGUCAAGCAUAAGUCAUUUGUAAUGUACAAACAGCUGUAGGAACACCCUCCAGGGUUUAUAUUUAUAAUAUAUAUCUAUUCAUCUAAGUAUAAAGCUCACAGAACACAUUUAAAUUAUGAAGAUUUAUAAAGAUUUCAGGAAUGUGGACCUUGAUAUUGUUUGGUAAGAAUCGCAGGGGUUAAAUUCAACCAUUUCAUCUCAUAAAUCUUCUAUUAUGAGAAUUUCUUAACCAAUGGUGCUCGGGGGAUCAUUUCAUAAGAGGAUUUGUUGGAUGUUUUAUACCGCAAACUUUACUUUAUCUGACAGUUACUAUAGUAACAGUUGGACACCUGUACUUUUCAGCCAGUCAAAAUCAAGGAAAGCUGUCUUAUUUGGGGAGCGUUUUAUCAACAUUUUUGUCUAGCAAUUGUCAGAUCAACUUUUUGAAUCUGACAACUUUUCUUGAUUUUAAUUGACUGAGAGGCUCUGUUACUUUGGUAACUUUUGGAUAAACCAGUUGGAUAAAACAUCCAACAAGUUCUUGAAACGCUCCCAAGACUCAUGUCAGAAGAUGAAUACUGUAUAUAUGCACACUCACUUGAAAGAACUUGCUAGUAUCUAAAAACUCUAUACUGUAAGGGGCUCGUAGCAUCAGAUUAACAGUUAUGUUCGUUUUGCCAAUGUAUGUUCCAUAAAAUACUUGCUUAUGAUUGGUUGUGAGUAUCGAUACCAUGGUUACGCUAUGAGGCCCAGAAUUGUCUACCCGCAGAAAAAAAAUGACUUAUACAUUAUUUCAUGCAAUGCUUUAUUCCCUUCAUCAAUGCAUGUAACUUAUAACUUGUUGCCUUCAUAUGCUCAAAUACAUAUUUUUAUAUUAUUAUCAAUGUAAACAUAUUUUGUCAACAUUUGUGAAAAAUUUCAUAUUAAACUGAUCAUUGCUACCUGGAACCAGGUCAUCCUUAUCCAAUUCUUAUGGAGAUUAUGUUGGUUGGAUUGUUAUGUAGAAUUAUAUGUAUUUCAUCCUUUGCCAAUGAAAGGAGGAAAAAAUAGGGUGGAAAAGGAGGAAAGACAAUAUUAAGUAACCAACAUACUAACUGUUCUUUUUGGGCAGGAUUUUGUGUUUUUUAUGAUUUUAUAAAAUGUACUGCAUGUUUCAUCAAAAUACCCCCCACUCCCCUCCCCCCCCCCCCAAAAAAAAGGGUAUUAUAUAAGUGUCGAAUGCAGAAAAGUUUAUUGAUAUUGUUUUUCUACUAAUAUACAAUUUAUUCUUCCUGAACGCUGGUUUAAUGUUAUAGUGUUUAUUUGAAGAAGAUUUAAUGUAGAAGUAUGCCGAAAGAUGAUCCAUAUUUCUAUCAAGUGCUGAUUGAAUAGUGCAUAUAAUAUGUUUACUGCAAUAUUAGUUGAAUACAUACUAGAGGUAUAUAGGUACAACAUUGAGAGAUGUAAGAGAUAUUUUACAAUCAAUCGUAACUUUUUGUACAUGAUUUUCAAUAGACUUACAGUUAUAAUUAAUUUUACAAUUGAUUGUGUCUUCUGUGUCACAGGGCUCUAGAUAUAUUGAAAACAUUGGAUUUCUUUAGUGUAUUCAAAAUGUGCAAUGUCUGACAAAACCUGAAUGGUUCUUGUGAUAAAUGCUUAGUAUUGAUUGAAUUAGAAAUGCAAGGAGAAUACUGGAUGAUUUCUUUAUUGUUUUUUUUUUUUUUUCAUUUUACCAUGAUAAUAAAGUGCUAACACUAUUUGUCCUUGGACCUGUUUCACAAAGCCACUCUUUUGAACUCCCAUGGAAACCUUGAUUGUGAUUGGCUGCUGAGCCCUGUUACCAUGGUCACAUGUAUCUCUUUGUGUAACAGGCCCCUGGUGCCCGUUGCCCAUUGAUAAGAUUAACUAUUUCAGUUAUCUACAGCAAUAAUGACUAAAUUACUGAAUAAUUUAUAUUUAUUUACUAGUAUGCAUGUUUAUGGAGCCAAUCCAUUAUGUUUUUUUUUUUAUCACUUUUUAUUGAUAAAAAAGGAAACAAUUACAAUACGCCCAGGUUAUCUGUUCUAGAUGAACAGUAUACAGGGCAACAUAAAAUGAAUGUUAUUUUUAUUAUGAUAGUUUGAUUAGUUAUUUUUAGUGUAUUAUGACACAUUGUGUUACUAUGUUAUUCUUAAACAUUUAUUUUUUAAUCACAUUCAGUUAACUGUCACCUUUUUUCUAGUAAAACAAUAUUUUUAGAAGUAAUUACCGGUAAUUAUUCCAUUGACUUCACUUCUUUAUUUUGUUUAUUUCAGGAAAUAUGUGUAAUAGGUAUGGUGAAGAGUAAAUUCUUAGAAGUCUGAAAUAGUUUGUGAGAGGGAAACUAUUUAAUCUUAACUAUUAAAUCCCAUAUAUUUUGCUAUGACAAGGAAUUGCAUGGAAUGAGCUGAUCAGUCCGAGGUGUUGAAUUACUGUUUCAGUGGCCCAAACAUAGAGAAGUGCGUGUGCAGCGCUUUUUAACCGAAAGGAAAAGGCGCAAUAUCAUAUGAUUGGAUUGGUGAGGAGCUACACAGGAUAGUUCUUAUGAGAGGCUGUAUGCCUUUCUGUUGGUUAUUGUAUAUUUAAGCAGAAUUUAUAAAGAUGAUGAAAUUGCAUCAUGAUAGAGAAACAGUAUUCUCCAUCAGAUAGUAGACCAAUUUUGAUGAAAUAGUUUCUUAUCCAUGGAGGGUAUUUCACAAAGAUUUAAGUAUGACUUAGAGUCGCACUUAAGUGCCGACACGUACAUAAUAUGCAACGCGUGAUCUUAUUGAUGAAUACGCAGUAAUGCACGUCCUCAUGGCGCGAUCUGACCUGUGCGAUCGAGCCUUGUAUAUCGCACACAACUAGGCAUUUAAGUGCGACUCUAAGUCAUACUUAAAUCUUUGUGAAACACCCCGGAUAUGUUAGUGAAGGCUAUAAUUAUGUCCAUUCCAUUACGAAAUUGUUUGUGCGCUUAUCUUUGAAUGUUCAGCAAUGUGUCAUUUUUUAAAAGGAGUAUUAAUUUCCAACAGUAAUUAUGAAGCAAUGCUCUAUCAAAUAUAAUUUUCCAUAAUCUAGCAGACAAUUGUGUAUUCAUGAAGUCAUAAAAGUGGAAUUAUCAUCCCUUAAACAAGCUCUUUGUUGCAUUAAAAUUUACUGCAAGUUCAAAAGAGUGUUUAAAGGUGACAGAUUCCACAGAUCAUGUUAUUUGCAUGUAUUGAUGUUUGAAUUAAAUGUUGCCAAUUUAAUGAGAUGUAAAUUUAUAGGGAUUACGAUGAAUGUAAAUGAAUAAUAACAUUCAAGAAUAGAAUCUAAAGUGAAUAAAUAAUGUAUUCUUAUGAAAUACUUAGCAGUCUUAGUCUACGGAAUAGUAUGAAAUUAUUGAAUAGUACUUUGAAAAUGUUUAUGAAUGAAUGCAUAUAAAGGAAGAGAAAUAUUAAAGAUAUUUCAUAUUAAAAUAUCAA
Messenger RNA from Lytechinus pictus (painted urchin), 14395 nucleotides. Its product is annotated as golgin subfamily A member 4-like. The coding region runs from base 160 to 10188 and encodes 3342 amino acids. NCBI's taxonomy places the organism in Eukaryota, Metazoa, Echinodermata, Echinoidea, Temnopleuroida, Toxopneustidae. The record is from RefSeq and is a predicted model, not a curated record. Gene Ontology annotation, cellular component: Golgi apparatus. The transcript has 24 exons.